Molecule: messenger RNA, 928 nt
Organism: Lolium rigidum
Lineage: Eukaryota; Viridiplantae; Streptophyta; Magnoliopsida; Poales; Poaceae
Exons: 2
Coding region: 16-696 (226 amino acids)
Source: RefSeq, a predicted model, not a curated record
AUCGGUCGGGUGCGGAUGGCCUUCGAGGACCGCGUCGCGGCGGAGGCGGCGGCGUGCAGCUCGUCGUCGCUGGGGAAGGACAGCGACGAGGGGCCGUCUCCGGCGGGGAAGGACGACGGGGAGGAGGAGGUGCAGAGCGCGUACGGCGGGGCGGGGCUCGCCGGGCUCGGCGCAUUGGAGGAGGCGCUUCCCAUCCGGCGUGGCAUCUCUCAGUUCUACAAUGGCAAGUCAAGAUCUUUCACAAUCCUCAAGGAUGCUAUUGGGCCAUCUGGUUCUGCAAAGGUCAUCGCCAAGGCAGACAAUGCUUACACCAGGAAACGGAAAAUCCUUCUCGCGCACAGCAUCAUGUACGAUAAAUCACAGACCACAGCACCUGAAACAUAUGAAAAUGGCUUCCCCAAGAGGAUUGCCAGUUUAAGCAGGCUGAGGCCCUUGGACAGUAUUAGCCCCAACAGCAGCUGCAGCAGCCUCAGCAGUGACGAAAACGAGCUGCCUCAGCAGUCCAUCUUUUUUCAGUCACCUGAUCACACUUCACAUUGUGCUUCUCCAGCAAUGCCCGCACCUUGGCUUGGUUUUUGCGCGCCUAAGCCAUUGCCUGUGCCCGUGCCCAUGAGGUCGUUUUCGAUGAUGAACCUGCACCGUUUGCAUAGGCGUUGCUCAUCUGUUCGCCUGAAAGAAGAGCCAAAGGCUGAUUAACAAGCAACUCACAGACAUUCCAUUUUUUCGUGUCUUGUUUUGUUUGUUUGUUCUGGGGGGCAGUAUACCUCAUCUCUCCUUUUGUAACCUAAGGUUGCUUUUGGAGGUGCUUGCAUAAAUAAGAGGGAGUAAGCAUGGUGGCUGUAUUGCGUGUAACAUAGCAUGUUUGAUGAUGUGUAAAUUAACAUAAUAUGUUAAUAUCAAAAUGCCUCGGUUGGUUUUAUUUCGGUCA